AUGGAGGCCCUUUCAAUUGUUAAUAUUCACCAUUGGUUGGUGUCUUGGUCUUCCAGCAUACCCACCCAGUCCUUGACCAUAAUUAUUACAGUUAUAGUAACGGUUUUUGGCUUGUUCUUAACACCUUUCAUUUUACGGAACUCCAGAAGGAAAUUAAAUAAGAUUUCUGACGAAGAACCGUCCAUAAUUCAGAACAAUUCUAAAAAUGUUGUUAUUAGAAAUAAACAACUUCGAAUUGUCCAUAUUCCUCAUGAACUUGGUGAAAAUGUUCCUUUAAUAGUAUUUAUUCAUGGACUUGGUGGUCAGGCUACACAAUGGGAAUAUCAAUUAGAAUAUUUUUCUUCUACCGCCAAUGUAUUAGCAAUAGAUUUAAUUGGUUGUGGCAAGAGUGAAGUAUCGAACAGAAGGGAAGAUUAUAAUUCUGAAUCCUUAGUGAAUUAUCUUGAAGAACUUUUAAAAAGUUUUUCAAGCAAGAAUAUUGUUUUGAUUUGUCAUUCUUAUGGUUGUUGCAUUGGUGCAUUUUUGUAUCAACGCAUUAAAAGUUCCGUUAAAGCCAUGACUUUUAUUUCCGUCAAAGCAAAAAGAACCGAAAGUGAAAUGACAAAACAAAAAAUCAUUUUGUUCUUGCCCGAUUUUUUGUUCGAUCUAUUUAGGGUUUCAGAUCGUCGUGGAGGAAUUUAUUCUGAUAGUGUAAAUAGAAUGUUACACAAGGACGCAAGUGUUUUAUUAAGAACUAAACAAUUUAAAUGGAAUAAACAAUCAAAAACAUUUGUUUGGAAAAGAAUGUUGGGAGGAGCGAAAUGGAUCACUAAAGAAGAUAUCAGUGAGAUUGAGUGUCCAUUAUUGUUAUUGUCAGGACGAGAUGACAAAAUUUGUUCACAAAGUGACAUGGUGGUUAUUCACGAAUGGUGUAAGUCACCUAAUACUCCUGCACCUUUUUUGAUCCCUCAAGCAGGGCAUAACCCGAUCCUAGAAAAUCCUGAUCUGGUUAAUUUGAUUAUCAACGACUUUCUCAUUAAGGAAUGCGGUUUAGAAACCAUGGAUCCCGGUUGGCAGAUCUUAAAUAAAACCAAAGGCGAAAAUAAAUGGUCUAUGAAGAACUAUCAAAAGUGGAAACGAGCCCCAAUAAUAUCUGCUCGUCCUGUGAAUCAUACUAAGUUUAGACCCAUGAAGGUCAUGCGACAAAAUGAUGAUGAACAUUGUCCCGCAACUUUUAUCGCUCAACACCCGGAGAUAGGAUUUAUUAUUGAUAUAACCAAAGAUCAGCCGCCUUAUCGUCCAGGUGAUUUUGAGAAUUCACAUAUUACUUAUAUAAAACAUAGCACAACAAGUAAAAUACCUCCUUCACGAUAUGAAGUGAAGCAAUUUAUGAAGGUUGCGAAUGAUGCGUGGAGCAAAAAGCCCAAUAAACAAAUUGCUGUUCAUUGUCAUUAUGGUUUCAAUCGCACUGGGUUUAUGAUUUGUUGUUAUAUGAUUGAAGAAUUACAUAUAUCAGUUGCCGAUGCCAUUCACUAUUUUGAAGAAGCGAGAAGUCCAAAGGAACUCUUUCUACGAUACGAGCCUCCGCCUCGCCUUGAUUCUUAUCAGGAAACUCAUUCCGAAAAUUCAUCUGGAUCUGAUUGUUAG
Diversispora eburnea is the source of this 1626-nucleotide messenger RNA. NCBI's taxonomy places the organism in Eukaryota, Fungi, Glomeromycota, Glomeromycetes, Diversisporales, Diversisporaceae. The record is from the annotation of a GenBank genome assembly.